UUGCAAAAACACCGAAGUGGCUUCUUCGUUUUAUUGACUUGGUCGUUUCGCGAAGUCGGCCGCGUUGUAUGGCUUAAGUUCGAGCUUAAAUUUAUUCAUUGCUGCCUACAGUUCUAGUCGUGCAGGCCUAGUGGAAUAUCCGUCUUUCAAAAAUGCACAACAUCUCUAAGGGAAUGGUAGUGGUGGCCGUGGUCGCCUGGUGCUCAUUUGUCGGUCAGUGUUCGUUUAUAGAGAGGUUCAUGAAGAACAACGCCACAGGCAAAGAGACCCUGAAGAAGUUGACCAGCGUGGACCAAGCGUUUAUGGAAUUGGAAUUGAGAGCCGGCACCGUGUACGAUUACUUGACAGGCUCGCCCCAGUGCAAUGACGAAACUGUCUAUCACGGAACGAGUUGUCUUUUGCUAGUACACCGUUUCGUUAUUGACAAGCAAACCCUAGCCAGUGUGUUGGCACACUUGGAGGCCUAUCCGGAACCACCGCCGGGCCAAGACGACCCGUACUCUUAUGAAGCCGUCGUCAGGGCGUUGAACGUGGUGGAAAGCGUGGGCGUGACGAUUAUGUGUCGUUUCGCCCACUUGAGCCAGACGAUGUUGGCCAAACCGUCAUACUCGCCCUGUGAACAUUUCCAACUGUUGAAGCGAGUGUUGUACGCUAUCCACCGCAAGUUCGAAGAGCACCAUAUACCCUUGACGCCCGUGGAAAAUCUCAUUGCAAUUUUCGACAACUACUGUAGAGUAGAAAAUCCGGACAUUAAUUACAAAAACGAUAUCAAAGAAAUAUUCAAAACCUUCUUGGUAAAUUUCGGUCAUCUGUCGGGAUUCACAGACCUGAGCGAAUACGAAUCGGGCAGCUACAACAAAGAAGCUCCUACCUUGGGGCCACUACUGAAGCAGAAUGUGAGCCACGCCUGGUUUUUCUUCGAGCAACCCCAAAGCAGCAACGCACCACCCGGCAGCAGUAUGCAGGGAUAGCCAUUAAUAUAAUGGUAAAUAAAAAAAAAAACGUAUACAACAGAUUAGGGCAUGUCUUAAU
Molecule: messenger RNA, 1032 nt
Organism: Adelges cooleyi (spruce gall adelgid)
Lineage: Eukaryota; Metazoa; Arthropoda; Insecta; Hemiptera; Adelgidae
Exons: 2
Coding region: 153-971 (272 amino acids)
Source: RefSeq, a predicted model, not a curated record